AAUUAUACAAAUAUGUUGUUAAUAUAAGUAUUGAUGAUGUGCCAUACCAUAUUGUCGAAUUAAUUCCAAAUUCUCAACCACCAUUCUGAAUCGUGGUUGCAAAUUGCAAUCGUUCCAUCAUUUUCCUAGAAACAUGCAACUUUCAGUUCUCGUUCCCUUUCAACCUCACACACCGUGCAGUGCUUGCCUUUGAAUACACUCCAUCAAUCAUCACCCAAUUCUGAUUUCUGACUACUACUACUAUCACUUCUCUCACCAUUCCCUCCAAAACCAAGCCACGUAAACAAAUAAAUAAAUAAAUAAAAACAACCUCGUCACGUUCUCAUUCAUCAUAGGACGACCGUUUUCGAAGCAACCCACGUAAAGUAAUUACCAGUUCGAGGCACGAAGGAUGGUGGAAAACACAGGACAAGGAGGAGGCAUAUGGUUCCAGUUGUUCCACCCCAAAACGGCGCCGUUCGCGUCUCACAAGACGCUCUUUGUGUUCCUGUGGGUGGUCACGCUGGCCUCGGUGAUGGUGUGGCAGAGGACCACCAUCAGCGGGUUUCUUGUGCUCGGCGGCGUCCCCGUGAGGACGCCGCCGAAGCUAAGGCCGGUGGUGUUCUGUUUAACGGAGUUCGGCGGUGUUGGCGACGGCGUUACUCUCAACACGGAGGCGUUUGAGAGAGGCGUUGGUGCCAUUUCCAAGUUGGGGGAUAAGGGUGGUGGACAACUGAAUGUGCCACCUGGGCGGUGGCUCACUGCUCCGUUUAAUCUCACCAGUCACAUGACUCUCUUUCUUGCGAGAGAUGCUGUCAUACUUGCAGUUCAGGAUGAAAAGUAUUGGCCACUGAUGCCUGCAUUGCCUUCAUAUGGGUAUGGAAGGGAGCAUCCCGGUCCUCGAUAUAGCAGUUUAAUUCAUGGUCAAAAUCUUGUAGAUGUUGUCAUAACAGGCCACAAUGGUACCAUAAAUGGACAGGGACAAACAUGGUGGACAAAGUAUCGCCAGAAGCUUCUGAACCACACAAGGGGGCCACUUGUUCAGAUAUUGUGGUCUAGUAACAUUGUGAUUUCAAAUAUUACUCUGCGUGACUCUCCCUUUUGGACACUUCAUCCAUAUGACUGCAAAAAUGUUACAGUAAAAAAGGUUACUAUAUUGGCUCCUGUUUCUCAUGCUCCAAAUACUGAUGGCAUAGAUCCUGAUUCUUGUGAGGAUAUGUUGAUAGAGGACUGUUACAUAAGUGUGGGGGAUGAUGCAAUUGCAAUAAAAAGUGGCUGGGAUCAAUACGGAAUUACUUAUGGAAGGCCUUCCAAGAAUAUAGUAAUUCGAAACCUUGUUGUUCGCUCUAACGUCAGUGCUGGCAUCUCAAUAGGCAGUGAGAUGUCUGGUGGGGUAUCCAAUGUCCUGGUGGAGAACAUUCUUGUAUGGGAAUCAAGGCGUGCCAUGAGAAUCAAGACUGCUCCAGGAAGAGGCGGAUAUGUGCGGCAAAUAACAUACAAAAAUCUAAUGUUAAAAAAUGUGCGCGUUGGAAUUGUGAUCAAGACAGAUUACAAUGAACACCCUGGUGCUGGAUAUGAUCCUAGAGCACUUCCAAUACUCAGAGACAUAAGCUUCAUGAAUAUCCGCGGCCAGGGUGUUCGCGUGCCGGUUCGAAUUCAAGGCAGUGAACAGAUUCCAGUUAGAAAUGUGACUUUCCAGGAUAUGAAAGUUGGCAUAACCUACAAGAAGAAACAUAUCUUCCAGUGUGCCUUUGUCCAAGGUCAGGCAAUAGGGACCAUAUUUCCUUCUCCCUGUGACAGCUUUGAUCGGUACAAUGAGCAAGGACAGCUUGUUAAGCAUGCUGCUUCACAGAAUGUCACAGAUAUAGAUUAUGAAAUUUGAGUAGUCUUGUUUUCCAAACUUUGUGUGUGUAUGCGCGCGUGUAUAUAAGUGGCAUGUUUAAUGAAAGCAUGAGAGGAACUAAUCUUGGUCAUGAAGGAUCAAGGUUGUUACCUUUCUUAGGGUUAUGAGUUGUAUAUAGGUAAAAUUUUCUGAUGCUAAUAUAAAUUUUCCAGGAUUACAAAAAUGCAUAGGCAUGCUCAUUUCAUUUUUUAGGAUUUAUUGCUAGUGUAUUAAGUUGUUAUUAUUUUUCUGGAAAGGAAGAUAUACAACAGGUGAUACUAGUCUAGAAGAA
Molecule: messenger RNA, 2153 nt
Organism: Glycine soja
Lineage: Eukaryota; Viridiplantae; Streptophyta; Magnoliopsida; Fabales; Fabaceae
Product: probable polygalacturonase
Exons: 5
Coding region: 392-1861 (489 amino acids)
Biological process (GO): carbohydrate metabolic process
Molecular function (GO): polygalacturonase activity
Source: RefSeq, a predicted model, not a curated record